AUGGGGUUUGAUCAGAUUAUAACGCAAAUAAUUGCGAGUACUAAAUAUCUCGUACACCCACAGGCACUGGGCACUAUUCUUGAAAAUAUUCACGUCCAAGAGACCAAAGCUGUUGUUCUUCUUGAGGCAAAGAUAGUGCAAGAAAACACUGAAAGACUUAUGCAGCAACUGAAUCUCUUUGAACAGGUAGACGAUGUCUACAACAGAGAAUUCUCACGUUCAAUAGUCCUAACCGGCACUCCUGAAGAACUGAAUCAGGGUAAAUCCACCUUAGUAUCUCAGAAAUUUUCGACAGUGUACACGUCCAGCGCGCUCGACCUGCCAGCGGGCCCUUAUUUUCUUCAUGGCUCCAAUAUUCACCAAGCCUGGCGCCUAUACCCGGAUUGUCUCGACGCGUUCAUUUUUGGAGUCUUGCCGGAAAAUGUUCUCCAGCCCGAAAGGUUCAAUCCUUUCAGUUCUAUCAGUGAUGACGGGAUUUGGAAAGAAGUCGCAGUGCCUAGUCGCCUCUAUUCACGUGUCUCGCCAGAACGCCCGCUUGCAGGUAUUCGGGUCUGCUUGAAAGAUAUAUUCCACCUCAACGGAACAAAAACGACCAUGAUGAGUCGUGCAUAUACAGAACUGUACCCUCCUCAAGAGAAGACUGCCUCAUACGUUCAGAAGCUUAUUGACCAAGGAGCGAUCAUUGUUGGAAAGACAAAGAUGACUCAAUUUGCAUCCUCUGAUGAGCCUACGGAUCAGUGGGUUGAUUUCCAUUGCCCCAUAAACCCCCGUGGCGACGAAUACCAGAGCCCGUCGGGGAGCUCCUCUGGUUCAGCUGCAGCAUUAGCAGGAUACUCGUGGCUAGAUUCUUCUGUUGGUGGUGACUCUGCUGGGAGUAUUAGGGCACCUGCAACUUGCAAUGGGCUAUUUUCCAUCAGACCAUCUACUGAAUCAACGUCUAUGGAUGGUAUAGUUUUGAAUUCACCUCACUUCGAUGUUGUGGGAUUAUUCGGCCGAAGCUUGUCAGAUCUCCAUUAUAUUGCCUCUCAUACUUUGGAUCUCAACGACAACUCUACGGCAUUUCCGUCGAAGAUCAUCUAUCCACUCGACUUUUUCCCCCACAGCAACCCCCAGCACCAAGCUAUGGUGGAUGAAUUUGUUGAAAUCCUCGAGAACUUUUUGGGCACUAAGCGGGUCGAGAUUAGUAUCGCUGAGAGAUGGGAAAAGUGCCCUCCAUUGGAGGCGAACGGGAAGCCACUGAAGCAGUACCUGUCCAAGAGUGCGUUCUGGUCUAUGUGCUAUGAUUACUAUCACGGAUUUGACGACUUCCGAUCGAAGUAUGAAUCUAAAUAUGAGAAACUCCCUUUUGAAGGCCCAGUUUUGCGUUACAGAUGGGGAGUUGGCAAAGAAGUUACUCUGGAUGAGUACAAUGCAUACCGUGAAGAACUGAAAGUAUUCCAGAGAUGGUUUGACGAAAACAUCUUCUCACAAGAUCCAAACACCCUGUCUGAUGCCAUUAUGAUUAUGCCAUAUGGAUCUGCUAACCCGAAGUACCGGGAUAUCGCUAAUGAGAGCCCAUCGAGUGCUGGAACUAUUGGUGAAAAAUUCAUCUCUCCUGUCCUUGGAAUCCCUCAGCUUGUGCUACCUUUUGGACAAAUGCCCUAUCAAUCACGAAUCUCAGGAAGACUUGAACACCGACCGAUCGGGAGCACUAUCCUCGGUGCAAAGGGAAGCGAUCUAAUGCUCAUAAAGCUAGCGGAAGCUGCAUUCCGGGCAGCGUCGUGGCCUACAAGCGUGGAUGUCGGGAGAUAUAUGUUUCCUUUAGCAGACAACGUCCGUAAUGUUGCUCUCGUCGAGGAACCUUCCAAGAAGCAAGGCUUGUUGCAACUGCAGUCACUGAGUAGCAAGUUUUAA
Messenger RNA from Penicillium roqueforti, 1893 nucleotides. RefSeq lists its product as uncharacterized. The transcript is spliced from 9 exons. The record is from RefSeq and is a predicted model, not a curated record. The coding region runs from base 1 to 1893 and encodes 630 amino acids. NCBI's taxonomy places the organism in Eukaryota, Fungi, Ascomycota, Eurotiomycetes, Eurotiales, Aspergillaceae.